Molecule: messenger RNA, 754 nt
Organism: Quercus lobata
Lineage: Eukaryota; Viridiplantae; Streptophyta; Magnoliopsida; Fagales; Fagaceae
Product: major allergen Pru av 1-like
Exons: 2
Coding region: 61-543 (160 amino acids)
Biological process (GO): abscisic acid-activated signaling pathway; defense response
Cellular component (GO): nucleus; cytoplasm
Molecular function (GO): abscisic acid binding; signaling receptor activity; protein phosphatase inhibitor activity
Source: RefSeq, a predicted model, not a curated record
AAAACGCUCCUUAUUGUUCACAUUUUUCUUUGUUCACUUUCAAAACUCUUUUAAGUCAUCAUGGGUGUCUUCACUCAUGAAUCUCAGGGAACCUCAGCUAUCCCCCCAGCUAGGCUUUUCAAGGCCUUUAUCCUUGAUGGUGACAACCUCAUCCCAAAGGUUGUACCACAGGCCGUUAAGUCCGUUGAAAGAAUUGAAGGAAAUGGAGGACCUGGAACCAUCAGGAAGAUUACCUUUGGCGAAGGCAGCAAAUAUAAAUAUGGAAAACACAGGAUUGAUGUGAUGGACCCUGAACACUAUACAUGUUGUUUUAGUGUGAUUGAAGGUGAUGGUUUGUCUGACAAUAUAGAGAAUAUUUCUACUGAGACCAAGAUUGUGGCAAGCCCUGAUGGAGGAUCCAUCGUGAAGAGGACCAGCAAGUACCAGACAAAGGGUGACUUUCAGCUCACGGAGGAGCACUUCCAGGGUGGUAAAGAAAGGGCCACUAUGAUCUUCAAGGGUAUUGAGACCUACCUCGUGGCACACCCUGAUCUCUACAACUAAACCUUGUGUUUAUUAUGCUGGUGUGUCCCAUUGGCAGUUCAUCAGGUUGCGGCCUUUUCUUUUUCUAUUUGUGUCUAGUCAAAAUUUGUUCUUUGGCUUGCUAAUUAAGAAGUUUGUGGUGGUCAUUAUAUGCUACCUUAUGAAGUUCUCAAGUAGAAAAAUUAGGAAGCGAAUAAUUUGUAAUUUUUUCAAUAAAUAUACAUAAUGAGAA